AUGCUUGGUACAGAUUCGUCUAGCUCCCAUUCAGAAAGAAUAAGUCAGGUUUCUCUGUUACUUCAGUCGGAUGCAGUUUUAAAAUGUUGUGUACUGACCGUACUAUGUACUAAUUACAAUACUACUACUACUACUACUACUACUACUACUACUACUACUACUACUACUACUACUACUACUACUACUACUACUACUACUACUACUACUACUACUACUACUACUACUACUACUACUACUACUACUACUACUACUACUACUACUACUACUACUACUACUACUACUACUACUACUACUACUACUACUACUACUACUACUACUACUACUACUACUACUACUACUACUACUACUACUACUACUACUACUACUACUACUACUACUACUACUACUACUACUACUACUACUACUACUACUACUACUACUACUACUACUACUACUACUACUACUACUACUACUACUACUACUACUACUACUACUACUACUACUACUACUACUACUACUACUACUACUACUACUACUACUACUACUACUACUACUACUACUACUACUACUACUACUACUACUACUACUACUACUACUACUACUACUACUCUGACUUUUUCAUCUGAUCUGAAAGUGAUCUAG
Messenger RNA from Schistosoma margrebowiei, 621 nucleotides. The record is from the annotation of a GenBank genome assembly. NCBI's taxonomy places the organism in Eukaryota, Metazoa, Platyhelminthes, Trematoda, Strigeidida, Schistosomatidae.